CAUUUCCGGACCGGUCCAAAUGGCCGGAGCUUCAUCACGACUACUCUCCCUCAUCCCCCACCACCACCACCGCCUCCGUUUCUAUCUUUUCCGAUUAACCGGCCGCCGUUCUCUCACCACCACCAACGACCACCGCCACCUCCUCAUCAAUCUCACUCCCCACAAAUCAUUUUCUCCAAUCAAAUUAACUCAAAUUUAUUAUCAUUCAAAUUCCAAUAAUAAUAACUAUGCAUUUCAAGGUAACAGUCGUGGUCCGUCCAACAGCUGCCACGUGUUUCGGGGUCAUCCUUGGCCCGAAUGGUCCCGGUUACUUGAAUCUUUAUACGGGUCAAGUUACUUCAAUCUUGGUGGGAACUUUGAAGUUGAAAUUUUGUUGAAUGAGAACUUACCAGUAGAAUUCAUUAAGGAUGUGAAUUCGUGUUUGGCUUUCGCUCGUGAUCGAUUUAAUCUUAUAAGUUUACUUCCAAGGAAGGAUAUUGAGGUUGUAAUCAACAAUGGAUUUCCUUUUUUAUUUAAAAGUGCUCAUGAGACUGAGAGAAGAAUGAGGGCUUUCUUACAGGGAGAGGAAUCAAAUCAAACAACAUUAAUGGAAUUGAUGAAGUACAUAUUAAGUUAUGUAAGUGGUCGUAUCAUUUACCCUGAAAGACGCAUUGAAGAGGCUAUUGAAUCAUCUGUCAGAAGCUUGUUACAAGAGCUGACUGAUGUGAGCUAUAUUGGCCGACCAUCUGAGCAAUAUAAACAAAUGCCAAGAAAUCUUGGACCAAAUAUUACAAUGAAGAGAGGUGAUUGGAUAUGCACAAAAUGCAGUUUUAUGAACUUUGCAAGGAAUUCUAAGUGCCUUGAAUGUGAGGGGCCGAGACCACAAACACAGUUGACCAGUGGGGAGUGGGCUUGUCCUCGAUGUAAUUUCUUUAACUACCGAAAAAAUAUGGUGUGCAUAAAGUGUGAGUAUAGUCGACCAAACGAUGCUCUGUUAUAUGAAGCUUCACCUGGGCAGGCAAAUACACCAUAUGGUGAUAAUGGCACUCCUGAACAAUCCUUUGAAACCAUGUAUGUUCCGAGCAGGCAGAUUCAAAAUGCUGAUAAAGAAGCUAAAACAGAAAAUUGGUUCAAGAAAAUAAAGGAGUUGCAUGCUGUCACAGGCCCGACAAGCGAUAUUUCGCAUCAUGAUCUUUCUCGGAUUAUUCCCAUCCGUAAAGAGGAAGACCAUUUUGUUGAGAAUAACAAGAAAGAUGAAAGGUUUUCUUUAAAGCAAAGACACCAGGCCAUGGAGAAAGGAAGUAAUAGCAGCUUUGCUCCUUUCGUUCCAUUUCCACCUGGCUUUUUUGCUAGGAAAGAUGACCAGCAGCUGCCCAACAGCAAUGAAUUUUGUUAUCCAAAUAAUGCCACAUUCGAUAAAAAUUAUGUGCAAGGAACGGGAAACCUGCAGACAAGAAGCACCAAUAACUUGGAUUCAACGUCAUCUUUUAGCAACAUAACCCAAUCUAGUGGAGAAACGAAUGCCUAUUCAUCUAGUAAUCAGAUAAGAAGACACGAGCAUGAUCCUGAAGACAACAGAACCCUAUUUGAUGGAGAUAUGAAUACCAGUUCAUCCAGUAACCAUUUCAAAGUAAACGAGCAUAAACCUGAAGGCUACCAAACCCAAUCUAAUAGAGAUACUAAUGCCAAUUCGUUUAGUUACCGGUACAGGAAAAACGAUCCUAGACUUGAAACUACACAUGUUGGUCAACGGACUCCAGAGAGUAUGAAUGUUAGAAGUGGGUGGACAGGAAAGAGUCUGGAGGGAUCAGCAGUGACAGAAUCUGAUCCACUGGACAUGUCAGAAGAGGCAAAGGCAGAAAGGUGGUUCAGACGUGUUGCACAGAUCAAGGACAUUUCCGAGUUAAGCCAAAUUCCUGAUGAAGACUUCCCAUCCAUCAUGCCAAUGCGUAAAGGGGUGAAUCGGUUUGUUGUGAGCAAGAGGAAAACACCACUAGAAAGGAGAUUAACGUCUUCUCAGUACAGAAAGAAUCUUAGGAUAAUGAGCUCUGACCCAAUGAAAAAGGAAGGCGAAGAUGAUAACUGAACAUUGAAGGGUGAACUGUAUGCUGUUUUUGUUGAAUCAGAAAUAUAUAAACACACACUUGAACACAGGGUAUCUUACCAA
Erigeron canadensis is the source of this 2146-nucleotide messenger RNA. Its product is annotated as zinc finger protein VAR3, chloroplastic-like. Bases 20 to 2065 code for a protein of 681 amino acids. Gene Ontology annotation, cellular component: cytoplasm. The record is from RefSeq and is a predicted model, not a curated record. Gene Ontology annotation, molecular function: mRNA binding. NCBI's taxonomy places the organism in Eukaryota, Viridiplantae, Streptophyta, Magnoliopsida, Asterales, Asteraceae. The transcript is spliced from 5 exons.